AUGGCUACGUACAUGCAGUUUGGUGCGUUGAACAGCUGCGCGCCUAUCAACUGGCCCGCGACACACAAGCCGCAACAGCCGAGCGGAACCGCGCACGAAGGGGUCGUAACAAUGCUUCCAAGUCACGCCCUAGACUACGCGGGCCGGGUGCGGCAAGGUUUCGCCAGCGGACUUGUCGCCCUACACUACAGUAAUCCCCUGUGGCCUUGCGGUUAACACAGCCCGACUUCUUGGGAGAUGCGCCCCGCAGCCUGCGAUGCAUCGCUCAUCAUCAUCGCCGUACUUGCGAUCGCACUCGUGGUGGGCGCGUUUACUUACCUGACAAGCGACCAAGCGGUUUCUGCAUUCUACUGCACCCCAAAUUCACCAGCUCUUGCAAAACGGGCAAGUGCUGUGCGCCCAAGAUGUAUAACCUGUUGUGCACUUUUUCAAUUUGCUACGACAGGCUCCUUGCGUGACAUAAACUAAGCACAGCGUGCGCGGAGCUGCUACCCUAGGAGAACACAACACCGGAGAUUACCAAAAGGCGCCAAGAUCAAAGUGAGGUUGCCCAGUGUUAAAAUCAUGUUGAUCUCAGUGAUAUUUUCGGUCAAGCGACAAAUUCCAUUCAGAUGGAUACCCUUAUUCUUCUGCCUUUGAACUUUGAGAACCGAUACCUAUUGCACUCAUCGAUUAUAUACUGCGAUGUGCAGUGCUGGCCAUGGUGUAAAAUGGACGCGAAUCACACACGACUAAACUCGAAGAUAAGAAAGACUUGCACUUGUUCGUCCCUUACAAACUCCCUUCUUCCAGUCAUGGAACGAAGCAACGGGCAAAUCUCGCUGCUAAAGGGGCGAUGGAUCAAUCGCGAAUUGAGGAAUACACAGUAUGCUAAUGAAGAUGCGUAAAUGCCAACAGAAAAAUGUGAGGCGCCGUCCCGCCUUUUAAAGUUUCUUAGAAUGACAUUAGAGACAUGUUGAGGAUGUCUCAGUACAAAUGGAUUCAUAUACUUGGAUGGGGAGCACAGCAGGGAGAGGACCCGGCGGAAGCGAGGCCUAUCUAAGACACCUGUCCAUAUUUGUAAAAAGGAAACCAAUCCCUU
Molecule: messenger RNA, 1081 nt
Organism: Chondrus crispus (carragheen)
Lineage: Eukaryota; Rhodophyta; Florideophyceae; Gigartinales; Gigartinaceae
Exons: 2
Coding region: 1-216 (71 amino acids)
Source: RefSeq, a predicted model, not a curated record